AUGUCUUCCCCUACUUCAGUUUUGCAAACUGGACGUAGACGCACCAAGGAGGACCAAUCUUACAGUGGUCCUCCAAGGAUGGGUCCUGUUCGGCAUAUUAGUCCAGCCUCACUAAAUCUUGAAUCUCUCUAUGAACAGAAUCGUGCUGCCCUUCAAAAGAAGGAUGCUACCAAGGUAGUUGAUCCAGCUCCUGGUAUUGCUGCCAAGGGCAAACCUAGAUUGUUGUUGAUGGGUCAAAGAAGAUCUGGAAAGUCCUCAAUCUCAAGUGUUGUAUUCCAUAAAAUGCCUCCUAAUGAAACUCUCUUUCUCGAAUCGACCGCAAGAAUUCAAAAGGAUUCAAUGCACUCUUUCAUGGAUUUCCAAGUUUGGGAUUUUCCUGGCCAAGUCGAUUUUCUUGAUGCUCAAUUUGACCUCGAUGCCAUAUUUGGUGAAAUUGGUGCUCUGAUUUGGGUUAUCGAUGCUCAAGAUGAUUACCUCGAAGCUAUUACGCGCCUCAAUAGUACAAUCCUCAACCUUCAACCUACCUACCAAAAUAUCAACGUCGAAGUUUUCAUCCAUAAAGUUGACGGUCUAUCUGAUGAUUACAUGCUUGAUAUUCAACGUGAUAUCAUGCAACGAAUUCAAGAUGAGCUAUCCGAUCACGGCAUCGAAAAUGCUCCUAUCAGUUUUCAUCUCACCUCUAUCUACAACCAUUCCAUUUUUGAAGCUUUCAGCAAAGUCAUUCAAAAGUUAAUUCCUCACCUCGCCACUCUCGAAGCUCUCCUCAAUGAUCUCUGCCGCAAUUGUCGUUUCGAAAAAGCCUAUCUCUUCGAUGUCCUCUCCAAAAUCUACAUCGCCACCGAUUCCUCUCCCGUCGAUAUGCCCUCGUACGAAAUUUGUAGCGACUAUAUCGACGUCAUCGUCGACGUGUCCGAAAUCUACGGUUACCAGCGUGCUCCAGAAUAUAUCGCCAAACUCGAAGGACCACCUUGGAGUAAAAAACUUGAGGAUCAAGUCGCGUGCAAUGAUGCUGAGAGCGUCAUGGUCCUUACGGCAGAUAAGAGACCGAUCAUGUUGAGGGAAGUUAAUAAAUAUUUGGCUCUGGUUGCUAUUAUGAAGGAGGGUAGUUAUGAGAAAAUGCCGUUGGUUACUAUGAAUGUGGAAACGGUGGUGGAGGGUUUGACAAAGGUUUUUGAAAUUACGAGACAGAAGAAGUGA
Messenger RNA from Sclerotinia borealis F-4128, 1197 nucleotides. Lineage: Eukaryota; Fungi; Ascomycota; Leotiomycetes; Helotiales; Sclerotiniaceae. The record is from the annotation of a GenBank genome assembly.